GGGCACAACAAAGCCAUGCUGCCAUGGAGGGAUUGUGAUUGUGGCUGACGGAAACAUGACAUACGUAUGAGACACGCAGCACAGCGGACGAACGCUAGGCACCUUCGUUCUGUCUCCCGCCUUUUCUUUCCUCCGGGCUCGCAGGCGCUGCUUCAUCUCUAGUUUUGAAUUCGAAGGUCCUACUGCUUCUGCUUCUUCUUCUUCGGUCCCUGCCAACGCUGCUGUGAUGUUUUCCUCAGCCUUGCUGGUUGAACAAUCUUGCUUUCGCUAGUGAUAUGUGUCCUCUGAGCGAUCAUUUGUGACAUGUCUUCCGACUGUGGACGCCGGCGGAAUGAAUUAUUGAUAAAUUGAACAUGCUGCAUCAGCCCUGUGAACUGAGACUUGGUCGCGUUGGUGAUUUCUGGAUUUGUAUACUCUGAAAUUUGGGAGUUUCAGAUGUCGGAAAGGACGGACUUUGCCGUGUGAUUUUCUGGGGGGUGCGAGGUGUCGGAUCGUGAGGAUGCGCGUGUGUGAUAUGAGCGUAAUCACGAAUUUCUAACUGAGGCUAUGUAGAGGCUUGGUCUGGCCAGCUCUGCGGACUGCCCCCACCCACCUGGGGAAUUCUGAAACCGUGAGAAGCAGUUGGGUGUAGUCAUGGAUGGGGCAGAGGAAGAAGAAUUAUACAUGGAGCAUGCAGAUCGAGGAGAAGACGAUACAGGAUAUGCUGACUUCGACAGCUGUAGUGCACAAUAUAUAAGAGCAGGCACAAUUCGGAGGAUCCGCGUCGAGAAUUUCAUGUGUCACAGUAACCUCUCUAUAGAUUUCAUAGAUCGAGUGAAUUUUAUAACCGGCCAAAAUGGGAGUGGCAAAAGUGCGAUCCUUACUGCGAUCUUAGUGGCAUUUGGAAUCAAAGCUAAAGGUACACAACGAGCGAACUCAAUCAAAGACUUCGUGAAGAAUGGUUGCCGGACCGCAUCAGUCGUUGUAGAGCUCAACAAUGAAGGUUUGGAUGCAUAUAAGCCCGAUGUAUACGGCGACACAAUCAUGAUCGAAAGACGAAUUACCGAAAACGGUAGCCACUUUCAAGUGAGUGGCGCUCAAGGGAAAAAAGUCGGCUCCAAAAAGUCUGAUGUUUUGGACAUAGUAGAACACUUUAAUAUAGAUGUGGAAAACCCUUGCAUUUUGAUGACUCAAGAUAAGAGUCGAGAGUUCCUCCACGCCGGCUCCGAAAAAGAUAAGUUUAUGUUCUUCUUCAAAGCAACUUUACAACAGACAGUCAGUGAAAAAUUGGUACAAGCUGAAGAGGCACAGAAUGUUCUAGGGGGGAUCAUCGAAGAAUCUCUGCAAGCACUCCAACCUUUACAAAAUCAGUUGAAGCAGGUAGAGGAGCAGAUCAAAUACAAGCAGCAGGUGGAGCAGUUACACGAACAGAUCGAGGAACUUGAGAGGAAGCUUGCCUGGUCUUGGGUCUAUGAAGUUGAGAGGGAGAUGACUACAAAGCAGGAGGAGCUGGAAAAAAUCAAGAAGCGGAUUCCUCAAUGUCAAAAGAAGAUUGACGAAGCAAAGGCAAAGGUGAGCACUAUUGGGGAUUUGUACUCAGCGAAGAGGUCCGAAAUUGAUCGGAUGAUGACUGAAUCACAACAGUUAAAACACACCCAAGAAAGUUUGAAGCGUGAUCUGCAUUCGGUCACCAAACAGAGAGUUGAAGCGGAAGAAAAUGUAAACCGUUGUCGACGAAGCAUUGAACAGCUCGGAAAACAAUUACAUACUCUUCAGCUGAAUGUCCAGGAAAUGCAGCUGCGAGCUCUGGAAGAUACUCAGGCCGAAGAAGACGUUAGACUCCAAGAAAUACGGCAAGUUGAAAAUGCCAUUGCUACUGCAACUGCAGAGGUUCAAAGAUUCGGUGAGGAAGAAUCACGGUUGACUGUUGAGGCGGAAAAGUUGCGAGCAAUGAUUCUGGCAUGCGACGUUGAGUGCCGUGAGAAAGUGCUCCAGAUAAGAGAUGUGGAGAAGUACAUCAGAGAGCUUUCAUCUCGACAAGGAAAUCAGAUGACAGCUUUUGGAGGUAACAAUAUACUCAAUUUGAUGAGACGCAUAGAAGAGAACAACAGAAGGUUCACGUGCCCACCCUUGGGACCGAUUGGUGCUCAUGUGACCCUGAUAGACGAGAGAUGGUCGUUGGCUGUGGAAGUUGCGACAAGAAAUUUAUUGGACUCAUUCAUUGUCACAAACCAAAAGGAUAUGCUCCUUUUAAGGCGACUGGCCAAUCAGGCCAAUUGUCGCAAUCUCAACAUUUGUAUCUACGACUUUGACCGUCACCUAUUAAAGCCGACAGAUGAGCAACUCCCAGAUCCAAACCUUGCAACUGUGAUGACUACAUUGCAAACAGAAAAUCCAACAAUCAUGAAUGUUUUUAUUGAUCAGGGAAGCGUGGAGAGACUUGUGCUUGCUGAAGAUUAUGAAUCAGCGAAAUCUGUAGCUUUUGGUGGUGGCUCUAAAAACGUCAAGGAGGUCAUCACAAUUGACGGAACACGAUUGUAUUCAAGAGCAGGUGGUGAAACAACCCUCCCGAAAGAAAGGUGGAUUCGCGGAGGAAGGCUAGGAGUCAGAGUGAGUGACCAGAUUCAGGAGGCACAUGAGCAAGAGAAGGAACUCAGAAGCAGUCUUGAACACGUAGAAACUCGAAAACGAAGAUUAGAAGGGGAGUAUAGCAGAUUGGCGAGAGAAUCUGGAGAAUAUAAGAGACGACGAAUCGGAACCGAGAGAAAAGUCAAGACUCUGGAAUUAACGCUACAGGAGAUGAAACAAAGGGAAGCACUUGAGAAGAAUGUUGAUGCCAACGUUGAUGAGCUUGAGCAAGAAAUGAAUAAAAUACGUGAAGAAAUAGAGAGAAAGCAAGACAUAUUUUCGACGUUAAAUGUCAAAUGGGACGAAGCAAAGCAGAGUUGUCAGGAUGCAAAAGAAAAGCUUGAGGCACUUUUGGACUCAGCAAGAGGUGAGUUUGAAGCCCUCGGUACAGCCGAACAAGAUCUGCUCUCUCUUCAAGAAGACAUGAGCGAAGCUGCCAGUGAAGUUCGUCACUAUCAGGAACUUAUGGACCGAAGAGUGCUGGCUGUCAUUGCAUCACAAGAAAUGGAAAUCGCACAUAUGCAGAAACAAGUAGAGGUGAAUGCGGCCAAAGCGUCCCAAAUAUGUGCGAGGGACGAAGUUCCCUUUCCAGGUGUUGAUAAUUUGAAACCUGACCAGCUGAGCAUGAAACUAAAUCGCCUUAGAGAAAGGGUCCGGAAGGAAGAAGAUGACAGCGAUACACUCGAGCAGUUGAAGAAGAAAGGAAGCAAAAUCAAAAGGAGGUUACAGUCCAAGGAAGAUAUGUUCCUCAAUUUGAAAAGGAAACUGGAAACUCUCGUCGAGGGGCUGGGUAGAAGAAAGAAAAAGUUCGAUAGAAAUGCGCAGAUGCAGAAACGGGAACUCACAUGGAAGUUUAACGAGCACCUGCGGAAAAAAGGAUUUAGUGGGAAAGUCAAUGUUGAUUACCAAAAGCGGUCUCUCACACUACAUGUGACGAUGCCCCACGACGAGUCACACACUUCCGUGCAAGAUACUCGAGCUCUUUCUGGUGGUGAGAGAUCAUACUCGACCCUUGCCUUCGCUUUAGCUGUCCAUCAGAUGACUGAAGCUCCGUUUCGUGCGAUGGAUGAAUUUGAUAUUUUUAUGGAUCCUGUUAGCCGAAAAAUUAGUUUGGACUCUGUGGUCCAAUUUGCCACAUCGGAAGGCUCGCAGUGGAUAUUGAUUACUCCUCAUGACAUAAGCAUGGUGGCGGCAUCGCCUUUGUUGAAGAAGCAAAUGAUGCCUGCUCCAAGGCCCUGAUCUGAUGGGGGAUUGCGAAUUGACGGCCUCCGACGGGCAUGAACAAACAACUGUUACCAGGUCUUGAGGGUCAGCGUCAGCUCAUGAAAAACGAAGCUUCUCCUGAAGGGACUUCAUCCUUCAUUGAACACGAUGACCUACAGCACGGAUCUAGAGGUUGCUGUCACCACACCCCAUCCAGCCCUGCAAUCGAAAAGUUACCGGUUGGAAUUGAUAGAAACCGGAUUUGGAGCGGAAUAAAGCGGUGAGUAAACUAGAGAUCCUUCGUAUCUCGGCGUCUCGUGUAGGACAAAAGAACAGACGAAAGUCGGUCUCAAUCAAUGAUCUCCGGAUCAGCACCGUUUGCUCUGGCGUUUCGUUUCGAGCGGAUCACGGUGACCCCCAAUGCUUUUUUCUUACACCGAAUUAAUGAACCUCGCAGUAUGGCGCUCUUGUAAAUUAUGUAUCUUUAGUUAAGUCAUUAAUCAAUGCGAGGUAUAUCCAGUAUCUCGAGUUUAGCUUUCGUACGAAUUCGUUUAAGAGUCGACUGUACUAGCAUUAUCUCCUUCAUGGUCUUCGAACCGUGUCCUCUUCUUGAUCUCGUACAGACGCAGGACCACGCCCACAAGCCUGCCUGCUUGGUUCAAGUCUCAAGGAGCUCCAUCUUCUGUUCUUACUGACGUACAAAUUUAACUGUAGUAGGACUGCGAGAGAGACUGGACCAUCCCCACCUUCUUGUCCUCUCUGAUUCUAGCAGCAUCGACACCUGUCCUUCUAAAUUUUCAACUCACCGCUGUCAAACCGGACUCAUAUCCGAACUUGAAUGACUUCGGUGGAGUUCUACUUUCGGUGGUCGUCCCAACACCACUCACAUGUCCUUCUGAAUAUGUUCAACAUCUUGUUGUGCACAUUACCACCAUCUUGUACAAUCAAUAAAGCUAUCAUCUUUUUGUGC
Molecule: messenger RNA, 4780 nt
Organism: Marchantia polymorpha subsp. ruderalis
Lineage: Eukaryota; Viridiplantae; Streptophyta; Marchantiopsida; Marchantiales; Marchantiaceae
Source: the annotation of a GenBank genome assembly